CACGAGCGAGCGUCUCUGGUCAGUAAACAUGGCCGUCCGAAGUUGUCGGUGGAUAUGGGACAGCAGCCGUUUGCUCUGUUUUAUCCCAUUUCUAUUCAUCAUUUCAUCAUUAAAUGGAGUUAACGCCGCUCCAGAGAUGGGAAUGUGGACUAUUACAGUGCUUAAUACAUCAAGACCUUUAUUGUUAAGAAAAUCCAUGUAUAAGGGCACUGACAUUGAACUAAAAGUGACAUCAUUUGGUUGCCCAGACGAAGUGACGUUCAACAUUCAGUGGUUUUUGAAGCAUUACCCAUGUCACAAUGAGUACAACAAUAUUGAAGAAAUGUAUGAAAAGACGCCACUGAGUCGAGGCCGGAGUAUGGACCCGAACCCUCUCGGACCCGGAGAGUAUAUUCAGCACAAAUACAGGGCAUUUUCCUGCCGCAGUGACAUGCACAUCUUCCCUAUGUUCAAUAAAUCAAAAGCAGAACCGAAAACACUGAAAACAGUUGCAGCGGAUGGCGAGUUCCAGGAAGGCAGUUUCACAAGUUCUCCUGUUGCCGAGGCCGAAGCAAAGGAAAAUGUGAUUGCUACGACCUGGAGGGAUGGGCCCUUCCUGCUGGUGGUGUCAAUCAAUCCAAACAAACAAGAUGUCAACUGGAAUUUAACUUUCAGUGUUAUGAUGAAGGGAACCCACGGCUUUCUCUCUGUCACUGAAUGGCCUCUCAUGAUCUUCUACAUGGUGAUGUGUAUGGUGUACAUUUUGUACGCUCUGCUCUGGUUCGUCUGGUCGUCCUGCUACUGGAAAGACCUGCUGAGGAUCCAGUUCUGGAUUGCAGGAGUCAUAUUUUUGGGGAUGAUAGAGAAGGCCGUCUUCUGUGCUGAAUAUCAGAACACUAACAACGUGGGAUCUGCAUCUCAGGGUCUUCUGAUCUUUGCCGAGCUCGUCUCCGCUCUGAAGAGGACUCUGGCCCGUUUGCUCGUCAUCAUCGUCAGUCUUGGGUACGGCAUUGUCAAACCACGUUUAGGCACCGUCAUGCACAGAGUGGUGGGUCUGGGUGUGCUUUACUUCUCAUGUGCUGCAAUUGAGGGCGUUCUGAGGAUCACUGGGGGUCGAAAUAAUGGACCAGCCCUCAUCACUUAUGUUAUACUAGCUAUGUUUGAUUCUUCGGCCAUCUGGUUCAUAUUUGUCAGUCUGGCACAAACCAUUAAGACUCUAAAGCUCAGGAGAAACCCAGUGAAGUUGUCUUUGUACAGACACUUCACCAACACGCUCAUCUUUGCUGUUCUCGCCUCCAUCAUUUUCAUGGUUUGGACAACAAAGAAGUUCCGGUUAUCCGACUGCCAGGCGGACUGGAUGGAGCUGUGGGUGGACGAUGCUUUCUGGAGGUUCCUCUUCUCCAUCAUUCUGCUGGUCAUCAUGUUUCUGUGGAGGCCGUCUGCCAACAACCAAAGGUAUGCGUUCACGCCGCUCAUUGAUGACUCGGAUGAUGAGGAGAUUGAAGAGUUCCUGGUGUCUGCAAAUAUUGCUGAUGGAAUAAAGUUGAGAGCAGCGAAGACAGAAACCAAUGGAACAGUGAAGCCUGCAGCUGCUAAUCCGGAUGAAGACUUGAAGUGGGUGGAGGACAAUAUUCCUACCUCUCUUUCUGAUGUAGCUCUUCCUGUUCUUCUCGACUCAGAUGAGGAGAUCAUGACCACCAAGUAUGAGAUGUCUAAAAUGGAGUGAGGAUGCGAAAGCAAAGCUCCAGAGAUCAACCAAACCGCUGUUCCUAUCACUGGCAUCUGACCCUCACCAGAGAGCCACAGACUCUUCCUCUGGUCCGUUUGGUUGGUGGAUUUUGGGAACAUUGAAAGAAUCGUGCUGAAGAGGUGGACGCAUUCUAGAUGAUCUAGACGCCGUACUACCUGAACUUUAUGUGAGGUGAUACCUCUUUUUUUCCUGAACUGUUCAAACGUCCAGAAGACUUUAAAGUCAACAUUGAUCUGUAUAAAGUGACGACGGUCUAUGUUUCUAAACUUUCGUGAUGACAUACCUGUCAAAAUUAUGAGCAACUGAUCAUAUGCAGAGAUAAUGUAUUAUUUAAAUGGGUUUGUUUUGUGUGAGUGUCAUUUGAUAUUGAAAAACAUUGAUAAGGAACCUCAAGUUGACCAAAGCGUCGUCUUCAUUUCUUUGGCUGUUUAUAAAGUGUUAUUUCAAACAUUUUGUCUAUAAUUUCAGCACAUGAUGUGAAUAGUAGAAUGUCUGUCGGUGUGUCGAAUUUGUAUUUGUGCAGGGAGUAAUUUAAAUACGCAGAAUGAUUCUUAAUUUUUCAUAAAUAUUCUGAAUAAUUGUAUGAAGUUGUUUUUUGUUUUGCACAGAGCCCAGCUCAACAAUCGAAAUUGUUAUUAUUUAUUUGGCCUCAUAUUUGUUCCGUGAAAGUUCUGAAAGAAAAUUUAGUAGUGCAUACGACUUGUGCAAGUCUUCUGAAAUCGUAUGAUAGCUUUGUGUGAGGAACAGAGCUAAAUUUAAGCAAUUAUUGGCCAAAAACCUUCGUCUUUGCAGCAUUCUCUUACACCAUGCAAUCUAAAAACUUUUGUGAAUGAGAUUUAAGAGCAGUGAAUAACUUAUAUUUUGGUCUGUUCCUCACAAAACUAUUGAGUUGGAAUAUAGCGCAUGAGAUGCCUUUUUUGAGCUUGAACUUUGGUUGUAGGCAACGAAGUAGCAUAAAGGCUCGCAGCUUUUGCAUUUCAUGGAAGAAAUCUAGUUAUAUGGGUUUGAAACAACAUUUCAACAAAGUCAUUUUUUGGUGAAAUAUUCCUUUACAUGUUUGUUUUUCUUUUUGAGGAAAAGCGUAUGACUCUUGGAUCUGUGUGUAGAUGCAUACUGAAGCCUUAACACACUUCUGUUCUUGAGUUUUGUUCUGCAGUAGCACAGUAAAAUCGGCCCUGGUCUCGGUUGGACAUUCUGUGACAUGUCCGCUUAACAGAACGAUGUGUGCUUUACCUUGCAGGAUGACUGUUAAAC
Molecule: messenger RNA, 2983 nt
Organism: Rhinichthys klamathensis goyatoka
Lineage: Eukaryota; Metazoa; Chordata; Actinopteri; Cypriniformes; Leuciscidae
Gene: tmem87b
Product: transmembrane protein 87B
Exons: 20
Coding region: 29-1705 (558 amino acids)
Biological process (GO): retrograde transport, endosome to Golgi
Cellular component (GO): membrane; Golgi apparatus
Source: RefSeq, a predicted model, not a curated record